Molecule: messenger RNA, 907 nt
Organism: Arachis stenosperma
Lineage: Eukaryota; Viridiplantae; Streptophyta; Magnoliopsida; Fabales; Fabaceae
Product: calmodulin-like protein 7
Exons: 1
Coding region: 108-767 (219 amino acids)
Molecular function (GO): calcium ion binding
Source: RefSeq, a predicted model, not a curated record
UUUGUUUUGUUAUAUAUGCUCAUUGACUCAUUGUCUUCUAACUAGUAAUUAACUACACACCUUCCUUCUUCUUUGUCUUCCUCUUCUUCCUUAUCCAAUUCUUAAACAUGGUUGUAGCUACACUCUUGCUAUUACUGCUUUUCAUUGCAGCCAUCAUCAACAUCUUCUUUAACAUACCCACUAACAAGAUUUGUGCGUGCCUUCAAAUUUUGUUCCCCAAGAAGACCAAAACCAAUACUACUGCUGAAGCUUCAUCAUCACCUUCUAGAUCCUCAGCAGCAUCUGCGUUGAGGAAAGAGGAGCUUAGGAAGGUGUUUUCGACUUUCGACAAGAACGGGGACGGGUUCAUCACAGGGCAGGAGCUGAAGGAGUCACUGAGGAACAUCAGAAUGUUGAUGACGGACACAGAGAUUGAUGACAUUGUUGUCAAGUUUGAUUCCAACGGGGACGGGUUGCUUGAUUUCGAAGAGUUUUGCUUGCUAACGAGGGAAUUGGGAGGUGAAGUUGAACAAGAGGAAGAAGAGGUGAACUUGAAGGAGGCGUUUGAUGUGUUUGACAAAGACAAAGAUGGGUUAAUAUCAGUGGAGGAGCUUGCUUUGGUGCUAACUUCCUUGGGAUUAAGGGAAGGGAAGAAUAUUCAAGAGUGCAGGGACAUGAUUAGGAAGGUUGAUAUGGAUGGUGAUGGCAUGGUUAAUUUUCAUGAGUUCAAGAAAAUGAUGAUCAAUAACAAUGGAGGAAACCGUUUCAAUCCAUCCAUCUUUUCAUAAAACCCUCAUCACCAUGCAAAUUCUGUAUUCUCUAUUGUAUAUUACUAUUGUCACUCAUUCAUUUUGAAGUUUCUUUGAUAUCUAUAUGUUUGACUUAUUAUUAUGACUACCUUAUAAAUUUUCAACUAUUAUUUCAAGAA